UCUCCUAAAAAAUUACAAGCCAUCCUACCACCUAGAUCAACGCCUUCUACUAGAAUUCUAGCUUUCACAACUCGGAAACAAGACAAAAGUAGUCAAAAUGGUCAAAGCAGUUGCUGUCAUCCGGGGUGACUCCAAGGUCGCUGGGACCGUCACCUUCGAGCAGGCCUCCGAGUCUGACCCUACCACCGUUUCGUGGGACCUUACCGGCCACGACCCCAACGCCCAGCGUGGAUUUCACAUCCACACUUUCGGAGACAACACCAAUGGUUGCACAUCCGCAGGUCCUCACUUCAACCCCCAUGGCAAGACCCACGGUGACCGAACUGCCGAGACUCGCCACGUCGGAGACUUGGGCAACAUUACUACUGAUGCUCAAGGCAACGCCAAGGGCUCCGUUCAAGACUCCCUCAUCAAGCUGAUCGGACCCGAGAGCAUUAUUGGCCGAACUGUCGUAUCCCACGCCGGUACCGAUGAUCUCGGCAAGGGCGGCAACGAGGAGUCCCUCAAGACCGGUAAUGCUGGUGCUCGUCCUGCCUGCGGUGUUAUUGGCAUCUCCAGCUAAAUUCGUACUGAAUGAGGAGAUGACUUAGUGAUCAAAUCUAGCUUCGUUGAACCAGUCUGAAUGUCAUGUAAUUGACCAUACUUAGUAGCUAGCUCUUCAAAAUAAAUCUCGUGAUAUUUAAA
Molecule: messenger RNA, 684 nt
Organism: Annulohypoxylon maeteangense
Lineage: Eukaryota; Fungi; Ascomycota; Sordariomycetes; Xylariales; Hypoxylaceae
Product: superoxide dismutase
Exons: 5
Coding region: 98-562 (154 amino acids)
Biological process (GO): removal of superoxide radicals
Molecular function (GO): copper ion binding; superoxide dismutase activity
Source: RefSeq, a predicted model, not a curated record